Molecule: messenger RNA, 1764 nt
Organism: Sorghum bicolor (sorghum)
Lineage: Eukaryota; Viridiplantae; Streptophyta; Magnoliopsida; Poales; Poaceae
Product: trihelix transcription factor ASIL1
Exons: 1
Coding region: 444-1412 (322 amino acids)
Cellular component (GO): nucleus
Molecular function (GO): transcription cis-regulatory region binding
Source: RefSeq, a predicted model, not a curated record
CCACCCACCCAUCCACCACCCAUCUCUCGAUCCAACACGGCACACGGCCACGCCGCGCGGCUGCGGAGCAGCGGAGGCGGGCGCACUGGCACGGGCUCCGCCCGCACGAUGCGGCGCCGUACUCCCGUGGCCUCGUGCCGUUCCAUCGCGCCCCCCUUCCUUCCCUUCCCUCAUCCAUCCGCCGCGCGCCGCGAGUCCGCGACUCUGCGACAAACCCCGCAAAACCACCGCACCGCUCCGCCCGCCCACGCGGCCGCAGCGGUGGGCGAUGCCCUCCCCAGCCGGUCAUUUCACCGCGGGGGCGCGGCCCACGCCCGCGGCCCACCACCGCACCGCACCGCCUCCUCCUCCUCCUUUUAUGACCGGUUCCCCACCUCCGCCUCCGUUCCGCAUCUCCACCACCACCACCAAACCCUAGCCGCCGCCGCCGCAGCUGACCGGCCAUGUCUUCCUCGUCCUCCGACGCGGCCAGGGACGACGUCGUCUCAUCUCCCGACCUGCCCCCUCUGGCGGCGCCCGUCGCCGCGGCGGCGGCUGCGGCCGCGGCAGCCGCCUCCUCGGGGGGAGGCUUAGGGCUCGGGGGCGGGGGCUCCGGCCGGAGGCUGCCGCCGCCGUGCUGGACGCACGAGGAGACCCUCGCGCUCAUCGAGGCGUACCGCGACAGGUGGGAGCGGCUGCGGAAGGGCAACCUGCGGGCCGCGGACUGGGACGACGUGGCCAACACCGUCACCGCGCGCUGCGGGCGGUUCCCCACCGCCACGCACAAGUCCGGCGUGCAGUGCCGCCACAAGAUCGAGAAGCUUCGGAAGCGAUACCGCGCUGAGCGGUCGCGCUCCGCGGGGCGGUCCAAGGGGCCCAAGUGGCCGUUCUUCCCGCUCCUCCACGACCUCGCCGGCGGCGGCGUGCCGGACCCGAGCCCCAACGCCAUCGUCAAGAUCAAGACCAAGGGCCCCGCCCCGCCGGGGUCCCCGCCGUCCCCCGUGUCGUCCCCUUCCUCCUCCGAGGAGGGUGUGCGGAGCAGGAGCCUGCACGGGCUCAUCUCCAACGGCGGGGCCGGGAGCGGGCUGCGCUUCACCAUCCCCAAGGCCUCCCGCACGAAGCCCGCCGCCGUGGCAGCUGUGAAGCCGGAGAGGAGCGGCGGCGUCGAGGACGACGCCGAGUCAGAGGCCAUGGCGGAGGUGGCUGCCGCACUGCGGGCGGUCGGGGAGGGGUUCCUGCGUAUGGAGGAGCGCAGGCUGGAGCUCUCGCUGCAGAUGGAGAAGGAGCGGAUGGAGUCGGAGAUGAAGCGCACCCAGACGAUGCUCGACGCCCAGCAGCUCUUCCUCGAGGCCUUCCUCGGUAAGCAGCAGCAGCAGCAGCAGCACAAGAAGGCCAGGGUCUCCCCUCCCUCUGACGCAAUGGAAGAGGACUGAUCGAUCGUCCGGCUGCUCUAGUCCUGCUCUGUGAACUUUGUGUGCAUGCUUGCUCGCUCGCUCGCUCUGUGUUAACUACUGUUCAUGCUAGUAGUUGUUGACUUUGAUGUUAGUAGCAAUUUAAUCUUAUUGUGUAUGGAUGGUAAAUUGAACUGAACAAGGGGGUUUGGGGCAAAGGAUGUAGGUGUAGGGAUAUGGCAAGGGGGAAGGACGAGGUUUUAAUUAGAAAUUAGAAAAGUCUCAGUUGUAAUCAGUGAAUUACUCGUGUUAUGAAUUAUGAACUUAUGAUGAGCUGCUGCUGCUGUUAUACUGAAACACUGCAGCUUGUUCAAAUGGCAUCUGCUCGUUGUCA